AUGGUUGAAUUCUUCAAGUCUGGUUGCUAUGAAGUUGACCGAAGGAACUUCCCAAGUGUGAUGCAAGCAGUUUCAGGUGCACCGGUGGCUCCGGAUCGUUUCAUGCGAGAUGAAUUAACCUGCCAUCUUCAAAUCUGUGCCAUCGGUACCCUCUAUGGCGUUCCCAAGCUAUGCGAGCUUGCUAGGGACAAAAUCCAGAAGGUAUUCGGAGGGAAAUGGUUCGAUUCGGUUUUCCUUUUCACUGUCGCCGUUGUGUUGAAGUCAAAGGACCAUAAGCUGCAAAGGUUGCUUGUUACUCUUGCGAGAGGGCACUUGCAUUCCCUCACCACUUCAAACGGUUUCGACCAUGCAACGAUGCUAAAAAGCUUCCAUCCCAAGUUCAGAGACCAAGAUGAUAUUCUUCACCAAAGCGGAGAUCAACCCAAACCUACACCGGCUCCGACGACCCAGGACGAAAGCUCCACCAAGCUUGAGGCCCUCCGGAUCCAAGUCUCUUCCCUCAAACAACAAGUAAUAGCAGUGUCCCGUGAGCGAGACGAACUCCGCGACCAGUUUUCGGCUGCUUCAGUCAAAAAGGAAGAACUCUGGCAGAGCGUCGCAACUCUUGCCGCUGAGCAAGACCUGUUGCGGAAUGAGUUGUCAAAUGUUGCAGCCGAGAAUAAAGAGCUCCGAGAUAUUGCCGCGAAAGUGUCCACUGCGAGGGAUCAUGCUGAGCAAGUCAUGAGUGAUGCAAAGAACAAGAAGUCUUCAGCGGAAGUAAAAGCAGAAGAAAACGAAAAAAUACUCGAGACACUUCAACGAGAGCUGAGGGUCACAAGAUCCGAGAGUGGCUUGCUCAAGGCCAGAUGGGAUAAGGAGAAGACAAAGUCGUCCAUUCUGACUCAAGAGAACGACGACCUGAAGAAGUCUCUCGAGCUUGAGAGACGUAGCAGGGUCAAUAUCACGGAAUUUGCACGGGCCGAUGUUCGAAAUGCUCUCAAAGACGAGCAGAAGGUGGCAACAGACUUGACCGCGAGACUCACUCAAGCGUCACAAGUCCUUGAGACAGAAAGGAAGCACUCAGAAACUCUAGUGCAAGAACUCACUCAAGCCAAGAGAAACCUUGAAUCGGAAAGACAAAGCAAGACAGGCAUGUCCUUGAGCGAACGAGACAGAAUGCACGAAACUAUUGGGUCCCAGAGAAGUGAAAUAUCGGCGCUCGUUAAAGAACGAGACGAGAUCAAGAGGGAACUAAAGAUGGCAAGAACUGAGAGGAACAAUGAGAGUGACAGAAAAUGGGAGAUCACCAACAAGAUGAAUGCGUUGAUCCAAGCAAUGGACGAGUGGGAUGAGUGCCGUCAUUGCGGUGCCGAUUUUGGGACGUACGUGGAAGACCACGGCAGCACGCUAGUUCUGCGUUGCCAUUACUGUACAACUCGACACUGGGCGUGA
Fusarium odoratissimum NRRL 54006 is the source of this 1431-nucleotide messenger RNA. RefSeq lists its product as uncharacterized. The transcript is spliced from 2 exons. NCBI's taxonomy places the organism in Eukaryota, Fungi, Ascomycota, Sordariomycetes, Hypocreales, Nectriaceae. The record is from RefSeq and is a predicted model, not a curated record. The coding region runs from base 1 to 1431 and encodes 476 amino acids.